Molecule: messenger RNA, 1800 nt
Organism: Lepisosteus oculatus (spotted gar)
Lineage: Eukaryota; Metazoa; Chordata; Actinopteri; Semionotiformes; Lepisosteidae
Gene: clul1
Product: clusterin-like 1 (retinal)
Cellular component (GO): nucleus
Molecular function (GO): misfolded protein binding
Source: RefSeq, a predicted model, not a curated record
GAAUAGCACCGCACAGACUUGAAUGCUUUUGCUGUUUUGGCGAAGGCUGAAGUUUUACAGUCUUUAUUCCACAUCUUAAAUUUUCUCAAGUUUCAAUUGGAGUAGCUGAGAUCACUGAAAAUGAGGUGGCUGCUGGUCUUGGUGAUGUGUUCGACAUUACUUGGAGUUCUUCAGAGCAUCCCCAGGACAAAUCAGGAAGGCCUGUCCAAGGACACUCUUAAAAAGUUGUCGAAAGACGGGCAGAAAUAUGUGGAUGAGGAGAUGAAGAAGGCUCUGUUUGGGGUGAAGCAGAUGAAGGACAUCAUGGAGAUGAAUGAGGAGAAGCACGAGCACCUGAUGUCCUCACUGAGGCACAGCAGUGAGAAGAAAAAGGGGGCAGUGCAGCUUGCCAAGGAGGUAGAGCAGCAGCUGGGGGUGGCAGAGCAGCACUGCCAAGCCUCCUUAAGGUCUGCCUGGGAGGAGUGCAGGCCCUGCCUGGAACAAACCUGCACCUCUUUCUACACUUCCAGGUGUCGCAGGGGCUUCUCCACAUUCACAGCCAAGGUUGAAGAAUUCUUCAGUAAAAUGUCAUCCCAGUUUAGCUCUCAUGACAACCAGGAUCUUCUUUUUAAGCAGAGCCCAGAAACUUUUGACACCGAAGUGGCCCAGAUUGAGAAUUCUUUUCACCAGCUGCUCUCAGAAGUAAACUCUCUUUAUGAGAAAAGUGUGAUGCUGGUCACCAAGAUGCAAAAGCAGUUUGACCAAGCCCUCCAGGCAGCCUUCACCUCUGACCUGAGAUCAAAAGAACUUGUGGAAAAACCCCUAUAUCCCUCUCAGCAGACCCCUGACUCUGGAUUCUUUGAAGGACUAGGCCUGGAAGAUGUUCUUGAAUCCUUCUUUGAUUUUGGGAGGAAUGUUUUUGAAGAGUUCAGCUCUGUCAUAACUCAGGCCUUUGGUGAUCUUCAGGAAUCAGUUACUGAAGAAACAAACAGAGAGAAAGAAGGAGAGUUGUCCCUGCAGGUACUGCCAUCACAGAGCAGACAGCUGUGCCGGGACCUGCACAGACAGAGCUCUGAGUGUUGGCAGUUUCAGAGCAGGUGCCAGUCAUGCCAGAAGGCCUCACAAGAGUGCCCCAGCGUGACAGAGUUGCACUCUGAGCUGAAUGAAAUCUCCUACCUGGUUAAUGUGUCCAGCCAGCAGUAUGAGGAAGUCCUUCAGAUCCUGCAGCACCACACAGAGGACACUGUGGGCUGGUUGACAAACAUGGCUGCCUACUUCGGCUGGGUGGCCGAAUUGGCAAACAGCACUGUGGAACCUGAGAGCGUUUUCACCAUCACCACGGUGGUGCCACAUCCCCAGGAUGGAGAGAGUAACUUUGAUUCAGACACAACUGUGGAAGUCAACAUUCUCAACUCGCCUACAUUUACCCUAAGUGUUCCCGGAGAUCUGGAAAUACAGGACCCUGACUUUGUCAAAUAUAUUGCACAGGAGGCACUGGGGAUGUACAAACAGCUGGUUAGGCAAGAUGCUGCUUGAAGAGACCUCUAUGGGAAUAUCUUCAUCCUUCUUUAGAAUAUAGAAAUAAUGAACCUUACUUGUGUAUUUUCUCAAUAUUAUCAUGGUACAGUCACUGUAUUGUUCUAAGCUGAUAAUAUCAUGAUAAUUGGAGAGUGUGAAAAAAUGGAGAAGAUAUAUACAAGAAAUGUGUUUAAUGAUAAAUUAUUAAAUACAUGUUGUUUUGUCAUGAUAUGAUAAUAAUAUGUAUAUAAUUUAAAUAUGUAUUGUUGUUUUUCCUAAAAUAAAUUUUCUCCUGUACAAAAA